GCCGAUCCACACACAACUCACAAAAUACUUACAAACUGAAAAAUUAAAAUUGUGACAAACAAAGAAGUAUAGUAAGACACUGUGUACGAAUACAAUAAAUUAAACAUCGAAAAAAAAUCACGCAAAUCCGACUGCUGUAUUUGCAAGCUGACAUCCGUUGACUUUGCUCGCCAAUAAGAAGAAGACAAAAUAAAUAAUAGAAAACUUUCCGAAGCAUUUUUAUCAACGACCACUAUCUCCCAACGUCAACUUGAGUCCUCCAUCAACCAUCCACCUUCUCUCCCCCACCCCCGCUGUCUUCCUCAUAUUUGCCACUGUUUUUGUUUUGCAUCGUCGCCGCCGCCGCCGCCGUCGUCGUCGUCUCCGUCAUUGCCCUCAUUGUGUUGCAACAACAAACAAUGUGCAGCCGGAAAUGUUUUCGCGUACACACACUGGUCAUACUCGGCAUCAUAAUCACCAUUGUGCUCGUCUGCAUUGUCGGCAUAACGCUGACGAACAGCAUCAACAUUUCGAAUAUCAUAAAAUUGCGCGAAAAAGUCGCCAGCGAUUCGGCGGCCGCUACCGGUGCGAAUGCCGUACAAACACGUGCCGCGCUCGUCGAGCAACAAUACUCUACCUUGCAACAACAUCAUUUGUCGCGCAGCGAUUUGAAUUAUAUUGCUGCAACGCAUCCGAAGAAUUUACAACGAUUCGCCAGCGGUAGCGGCGGCAGUGGUAAUAGUGGCAAUGGCCGGGGGUUUGGUGAUGAUCCAGCUAAUAAUGCGGCACAAAAUAAAAUUGUCAUCGAAAUUGCUUUGCGCAAUUUUUCGACUGCACAAGUCGCCAAUGCAAGCUUUGCAGCUAACGCCUCCGCAACGACGUCUUCCUCAUCGGUGAAUUCCUUGCUCGAUAGGCUCAUCGAACCCAUAACCAGCGCCAUUGUCGAUGGCAAUAUCGAUUCGAUUUCGGUACCUGCCACUGCUACUCGCCGCCAAUUGAAUGAGUCACUUUCACAAUUCGUUAACGCGCAAGAGACGCGUCCGCUCGUUGUGGCAACAGAAUCGACGACAACCGACAAUGCUGCUACGGUGACAGCAGCGUCUACGGUUGCCUCAAGUGCAUGGCAGUAUACAACAACUCCGCCGACGGCGUUUGCACCUUUGCAAGCCACCGAACCAUUGGCCAUUGCUGAUCAUAACCCCGGCCAGAUUGAUUUUGCGAAGCGCGAGCAUGUCAAACAG
This is a messenger RNA of Rhagoletis zephyria (snowberry fruit fly), 1220 nucleotides long. RefSeq lists its product as uncharacterized. NCBI's taxonomy places the organism in Eukaryota, Metazoa, Arthropoda, Insecta, Diptera, Tephritidae. The record is from RefSeq and is a predicted model, not a curated record.